UACAAGAUGGACAAGAGAUACACGUACUGGUGUACAAGUAAUAAGAAGUAAUCGUGGUGUAUUACAAUAUUUGGCAUUAGAACGUAAUAAGAGAUUAUGUAUGCCAUGGUAUUUAACAGAUCAUACAAACAAAUGUGAUUUUGAUGAAUGUGUACCAAAGAUUAUAAGCAGUUUAGUGACUCGUCGAGGACGUGCUAUACUUCCAGAGAAAAGAGUUGAAAGAUUAUUGAAACGUAUUGAAAAGGCUGAAGUUACACAG
This is a messenger RNA of Schistosoma intercalatum, 259 nucleotides long. NCBI's taxonomy places the organism in Eukaryota, Metazoa, Platyhelminthes, Trematoda, Strigeidida, Schistosomatidae. The record is from the annotation of a GenBank genome assembly.